Molecule: messenger RNA, 3728 nt
Organism: Acanthoscelides obtectus
Lineage: Eukaryota; Metazoa; Arthropoda; Insecta; Coleoptera; Chrysomelidae
Source: the annotation of a GenBank genome assembly
CUGAUGUCAGCGUUACGUGAGAAGUACAGAAUUCUAUUUGACGCCAUUUUUUAUUCAAUUCCAAUACGUGGGCGGUUUUACAUUAAUCUAGUCGGUACCAUUUUUCCUUCACGACUUUAAGGGAUCGCAUUUUCUAACAAAACUGUAAUUAUAACAUCGUUAGCAACACUUCGUCCAUGACCAUUUCCAACUCGCCUCGAUUAAAUUUCACCUGACUACAACCGGUGAAAUGAUCGUAUAUUGCGCGUGGGCAGACUCUACAACACUUUUACAUCGCGUCCACAUGCUGCUUUUCUCAUACGGACACCCCGGCCAACCUCAGAACGCACCGACUGGUGGCCACUGUUUGUAUCGAGGGUUUUCACCCCUAAGUUUCCCCACAGAGCCUUUCUCCGGACGCGAUUUCCCUAUACGGCACCGGUGCGGUGCUGUCUGUGUUUACUGUGAUAUUUGUCCCUGAAACAGUAUUAUAAAUACAGAUAGUAACAUAUAUGACCCGAUCAUCAAAAACCUUCAAUCGAAAACACUGUAAGCCGUUCUUAGUCUUACCUUCGAUAGCGGACAGAUAUUCUGCUGAUAAAAUAGAAGAACCAGUGAAGAUGCCUUUGAAGAACCCAGCUGGACUGAAACUAUUCACAAAACGCACAAACAUCAAAAAGAGAGAAGAUAGACCACUAACAGCAACGCUUGAAAAACCUAUGAUAUUAGAUAUUAGGUUUAUAGGACUGAUUGAUAUGAGUAAAGUUACGAAAGAAUUUCUAAAUAUUCCCAAUUUAUGUAAAAUGCCAUUGUUAAUAAACAAGAAGCCUGUAAAGGUUGCUAGGCCAUUGAGUUUGCCUCCAGCACAGAGGUUUAAAACAAAGAGGAAAGCAGAUUCGGAUUCUACCGAGAAUUUGGAUGAUAAUGCAAACCUCCGCAGUACCCCUUCCAAGGCCGUCGCCACAAUUCGCCCCGUUGCCGUUGCACCCAUCUUCCGUUCAGUCAAAACAUCAUCAGCAGCCAUCAAAAAGCAGCCAACUGCGAUUCAACCACAAUCGCCGCAUCGGCACCGUGACGCAAACAACAAUGAUAAUAACAAACCGCCUUGCAAAAUCGUAGCUGCGAUCAGGCCCCGGAAACAAACCGUGCCAGGCGCUGCCAAAAUCGAAGCAACGUCAUCCUCCGCUCCUGCGAAAUUGGCAAGCAACGCCGUCGCCGAAGCCUGCAAGACGUGUGGCAGGAAGGACCAGCCUGAGAGGUUCCAUAGCCAUCCUGCUACUGCAGUGCCUCUGUGUGGAAAGGUCGUUUCUCCUAGGCUUGCCAUGAAAAGUACCGUUCAGAAACCAGUAGCGAUGAAAUACAAGUCGAAAUCGAACACCAACUCUCCCAUGGAGAUGAAACGACAAGGCAACUCCAGACUUCCUCAACCGACUGCAAAACUUAAGCCACCAUCUCAACCUCAGAAUCCAGUCGUUCGAACGAAGUCGCCCGAACCGAAACGAGCUACGUCCGCCAAGCGUACACUUACUUGUUAUAUAUGUGGAAGAGAAUUUGGAAGUGCCUCACUGCCACUUCAUGAGCCUAAAUGUCUCCAGAAAUGGGAAAGAGAAAAUGCCAGUUUACCGGCACAUCUUCGAAGAAAAGGUCCACCAAAGCCAAAUCCAAACAUUAGUAAAGACGAAUGGAAUAAACUAGCCUGGGAGUCCUCUCAGUCUACGCUGAUGCCAUGUCACAACUGUGGCAGAACCUUCUAUCCAGAGCGCUUGAUUGUCCACGAAAGAAGUUGCAAGGUUCCACAGAUUACCAUGAAAAACAUUCCAUCGACUGAUGCGACAUCUUCCCGAGUUGUGGAUAGCACGUCAUCUACCCCAACGACUCCCAAGGUUCCCCCUACCUUCGAAUGUUAUAUAUGUGGCAAGAAGUUCGGCAGCCAUUCUAUCAAAAUUCACGAGAAACAGUGCUUGAAGAAAUGGCAUAUUGAAAACGAUUCUCUUCCGGUAGACAUGAGAAGUCCACCUCCUGUCAAAAAAGAAAAGACGUCACCUGUAUCACCCAAAAAAGAGACUGUGGAAGUCAAAAAAAAUUCUGAAGAUAGACCUGCUUCAUCUAAGAAACCUCCUAUGUUUCCAUGCUAUAUCUGUGGAAGACUCUUUACCGUUAAUUCCAUCUACAUCCACGAACCCCAAUGUUUGAAAAUGUGGAAGAUCGAAAACGAAAAAUUACCACCCACCAAGCGAAAACCUGAACCUCUCAAGCCUGAUAUCAAGUUUACACGGGAUGGUAAAAUCGACUAUGAAGCUACCACAGAAGCCCACUGGCAAAGUCAUCUCAGCCAUCUCAUACCUUGCAGGAACUGUAAGCGAACAUUCAACCCGGAUAGGGUGGAAAUACACGAAAGAAGCUGCAAAGGAAUUUGAAAUAACUUCUAAUCCUCAGAAAAAAAUCACUGUGAUCUAAUAUUUGUAUUCUGUGUAUAUAUUCAAACUUAUAUAACCAGUGUUUGUAGGUGAUCUUGUACAUGCGUAUUCAGAAACAAACGUAAAACAUGCUAUUAAUUGUUCAGCAUUGUACAGUCAUAUUUUUGGACAUUUCCAAUAAGGUUCAUUAGAUAAACAUCACAUCUCGGAUUUUUCUUAAGAAGCAAUGUAUCUUCUUAAAAUAACACCCUAUAUAGAAGCUAUUGUACGGAAAAUAGUCUGUUGGAAUAGUAGGAUAACUUAUGAGACAAGGUAGAAAAAUAAGUUUGAAAUUGAAAAAUCAACCGUUAAUAGAAAGGUUCCCAGUCUCUGUAACAAAAAGAAAUCUCGACCAUAUUGUAAGUACCAGCAAUAUUGCUGUUGUUAAGCUAUUAGCUUCCACUGAAGCUUCUCCACGAAAAAAUCUUGAUUAACAUGUUUCCCAGGAAACUACAAAACAACUAGUCCCAUAAUCCUACAGCGUAAAGAAGAGCUGUAUUGAAGCGAUAUAAUAAGUUCUGUACAGGGUGUUCAGAAGGUUACGACUUUCCGUUUUAUGUUCGGUAGAACACCAAGGGAAAAGAGAGAAAAAUCUUUGAAGAAAGUACUCUCCGUUCAUCUGACAAAUUUCAAGUACCGUAUGAUGCUCAUAGAUAGAUACUGUUGUGCUCGACGUUUGUAACAUAUUCAAGGCUGUGUACACCUUUCACUGUGUACACCUCGACGUUCUUGCAAACGGCCUGUGUUUUCAGCACUUUGUACGAAAUAAAGAUACGCGGCACAGUCCCGAAAAGCGAUCUGAGGAUCCUCCCGAAGCCUCAACGGUAUGUUGAAAACACCAUAUCGAGAAGUUUAUUAUUGCCAUAGGAGUGUGCAAUUCGCGUUUUUUUUUUUUCAAAUGAGAGUCGAGUACAAAUAGUUGAUUUACCUACACGACCGGUUAAAUUCAGAGACACAUAAAGGCAAAUUUACUUAUCUUUACAAGCGCUAUACCCCAAGCAAAGUCCUAACUUUAAAGACAUCCUGUACCAUACGUCUCAAUACACUUCCAACUCGUCUACCACAGAGCAUUUGAAACACGGAAGUCUUGAAACGUCAAUCAGUGUACUGAUAUGUUCAGUUCUAAUUUCAAAACAUGUGAAAAGUAAUGAACUGAAAGUGAUACUAGUGUAUAUUUCAAACAAUUAGUUUUAAGCUCCACAUUAUAUAAAGUUUAUUUCAAUUUAUGUUAGAUGCAAAGUAUGUUCGUAAUUAUUCAAUAUAUAUUUUCAAUAAAACAAGUCGAUUUCCCAA